UUCUUCAGGAUUUAUGCUGAUCUUUUCUACAAUUUUGAUAUCAGUUUGAAUCGGAGUCAAUGGAUGUGCAAGCCGCUCUGCAACAUCAUGAAGAUAUUAUUGAACAUUUGGAACAGCUGGUCGAGCAUAUAUUGGCUGUCUUGAACACUGAACAAGGCCAGAGGCCGGACUUGCAGGUGAAUGUGCAACAUAUAAUGCAGCGUUUGGGACUUAUUACAGACCAAGUGAACCUUCAGGCAGAACAGACUGCGGCUUUGAACAACACUGUCCAGGUGUUACGAGCUGAUGUGGAUGCCUUGCUUGCAGUAGUCUUCAUUGGACCGCCACCCUUACCAGAAGGACCACCGCCACUUACGCCACCACCACCACCAGGAUCACCACCAGAAGCAGGAUCACCACCACAAACACCACCAGGACCGGCACCACCUAUGCUAAAUGGUGGACCUGGCCUAAUGUGAUUCACAGUGUUAUUGGUUGAGACCUUAUAGGUAUGGAGCAUUGCUGAAGGAUAUUAUAGAAGAGACAACCAAAGAGCUACUAGAUUCAGCAAUAAUUCAAUCCAGUAUUUCUCCAUUCCUUUCCCUUGUUGUUCUGGUGUAGAAGGAAAAUACUUCGUGGAGGAUGUCUAUUGACUAUAGAUGCCUAUAGAUGCCUGAACAGUAUGACUGUAAAGGACAAAUUUCCUAUAGCUAUCAUUGUGGAAUUACUGGAAGAACUACAAGGAGCUAAAAUUUUUUUCUAAACCAUGACCUAAGGUUCGGUUAUCGUCAAAUCAUAAUGGCACCUGAAGAUAUACCUAAAACAACUUUUAGAACCCAUGAAAGCCAUUUUGAGUUCUUGUUUAUGCAUUUGGGUUAGUCAUUGCAUCUUCUAACUUCCAAAGUCUAAUGAACCAGAUAUUGAA
Dioscorea cayenensis subsp. rotundata (Guinea yam) is the source of this 904-nucleotide messenger RNA. RefSeq names its product formin-A-like. Lineage: Eukaryota; Viridiplantae; Streptophyta; Magnoliopsida; Dioscoreales; Dioscoreaceae. The transcript has 3 exons. The record is from RefSeq and is a predicted model, not a curated record. Bases 60 to 458 code for a protein of 132 amino acids.